AAAAGGACAAUGUCCGAGACGAACAAUUUGAGGAGGAGGAGGUGGAAUGAGGGGUACAGGGAAUGAACAUCACAUCCACCAGACACCAAGAAUCCGCACAGAAUGGACACAGAGUGGACAAAGACAAGAUGCAGCUUGUGCAAUCAACAGUCACAUACUUGGGUCACACUCUGUCAGAAAAAGGGAAGUCUUUAAGUGCAAAGAGAAUUUCUGCUAUUGUACACAUUCCAAGACCAACCACAAAGAAGCAAUUACUUUCAUUUCUCGGUAUGACAGGAUACUGUAGAAUGUGGAUGCCACAUUAUGCUCAGGUGUCUUCACCGCUGCAUGAUAUGGCACACAAAAAGAAUUUAGUGGCUUCUUCUAAAGUCCAGUGGACUCCCGAAGGGGAGGAGUCGUUUGUAAAUCUAAAAAUAGCUCUACAAAACUCUCCUGUCCUGGCUUUGCCAAACCCUGAGAAACGGUUUGAACAAUUUGUGGACGAAAAACAAGGAUAUAUGACUUCUGUUCUGUUACAGGAACAUGGAAACAAACUGAGGCCUGUGGCUUAUUUUAGUGGUAAACUCGACACAGUGGCUCAAGGCUACCCAUAUUGUUUACGCGCUGUAGCAGCAGCUGAAAAGGCUAUCAUAUCUUCUAGAGAGAUAGUGGGUUAUGCUGACAUUACCCUUCAUGUUCCACACGCAGUAUCUAUGAUUCUGUUAGAAAAACAGACAUCUCAUCUUAGUGCAGCGAGAUGGCUGCGUUAUCACACACUUCUGACAGAAAUGCCAAAUGUGACAGUAAAACGAUGCACUGUACUGAACCCAGCUACUCUCCUUCCCACAGAACAGGAAGGAGAACCCCAUGACUGUCUGCACACAUUGGAUCUUGUCUGUUCACCUAGGCCUGAUUUAAAAGAUGUGCCCCUCGAUAAUGCUGAUUUAAUCCUGUAUGUUGAUGGAUCUAGCUACAAGGAUCCCAUGGGCGUGACUAAAACUGGUUUUGCUGUUGUCACUUUGACUGACUCUUUGAUUACAGGUAGCCUGCCUUCUUCUUACUCUGCACAAGCAGCUGAGCUUGUAGCUCUCACGGAGGCGUGUAAAUUUGCAGCAGGCCAUACCGUAACCAUUUACACAGACUCCAGGUACAGUUUUGGGGUUGUUCACAGCUUUGGGACAUUGUGGAAGCAAAGAAACUUCCUAACGUCAUCAGGUAAGGCGAUUGCACACCACACUCUUGUGUCAGCUCUUCUGGAUGCCGUUUUACUACCUAAACAAGUUGCAGUGGUACAUGUUCGUGCACACACAAACGGCUCGUCCCCUGAAGCACAGGGCAAUGCACGAGCUGAUGCAGCAGCAAAAAAAGCUGCUAGAGACCCGACUUACUUUUCAAUACAAGCAACAGUAAUUGAACCUCAGGACGUGACUGUUGAUGAGAUUCAACAGGCUAGAACAGCCAAGGAUGUAAAAGCCUGGCGUAGUUCGGGGUGUACGUUUAAUGGGAAGAUGUGGAAAGGCCCUGAUAACAAACCAUGUCUACCUUCCUAUUACUUUCCUUAUUUUGCGAAAAUGGCCCAUGGUGUGGACCAUUGUUCGAGGGGAGGGAUGGUAGAUGCAGUUAAACAACAGUGGUUUGUUAAAGGCUUCUCAAAUUACUCACAAACUUUUUCAAAAAAGUGUUUAACCUGCCUGAAGGUAAAUUCAGCAGGUGCAGUUCAAAAAACCCACACACACGGACAUCCAGAACCUGAUAUGCCAUUUGAUCACUUACAAAUGGAUUUCAUUGAAUUGACACCAUGUCAGAAAAAGAAGUAUGUGCUUGUGAUCGUUGACAUGUUCUCCAAAUGGGUGGAAGCGUACCCAACAACUCAUCAGGACACACUAACGGUAGCAAAAAUCCUGAUGAGAGAGAUUAUUCCUAGAUUUGGUAUUCCUAGGAAAAUAUCCUCGGACAAUGGACCCUCCUUUGUGGGAAAAAUCCUGACACACAUUAGUGAUGUGAUUGGCAUGCCAUUGCACAAACACUGCGCCUAUCAUCCACAGAGCGCAGGUUUGGUAGAGAGAACAAAUGGCACAAUUAAACAAAAAUUGAUGAAGGUCUGUCAGGAGACAGGGUUAAAUUGGGUUGAGGCCCUUCCAUUAGUCUGUAUGAGUUUGAGACAGAGAGUGUCAUCAAGAACAAAACUCUCGCCGUUUGAAAUAAUGUUCGGACGGCCACCAAACACGGGAUGUGCUCCCAAAAGGGACACAUUAGCCCUAGAAGACGAUCACAUGCAAAGAUAUUGUGCAACGCUGUGUUCUGUGUUGUCUGAUGUGCACAGGAGGGUGAAGGAGUCUUUACCUAGUCCGGCAGUGACGGGACACACUGUACAACCAGGAGACUGGAUCCUGACUAAGGUCUACAAGAGGGCUAACUGGAAAGCUGAUCGCUGGCAAGGACCAUUCCAGGUGUUGUUGGUUACUCACACUGCAGUAAAGAUUGCUGAGAGGGACACCUGGAUCCACAUCUCACAUUGCAAAAAGGCUCCUACUCCAGAGUAACCUCACAUUUCACCAUGAUGAAGGAAACGGGCAACUGUUUCAAACUCUGUAAGGGACUUGCAUUUGCAGUCGCUUUCAUCAUGAUGGCUGCAUCUAUCUGGACAGCGGUAUGGAUCUGCACACAAGAAAAGCCAGAGAUAAACACUGGACUUAGAGAUCCAAAGACUAACAUAUUUUGGCAAUAUGCCAACUUCAGAGUGAGGGAGAACUCCACCUGGAUGGGAAAAGAUCACGUUAAAGGAAUUUGGUGAUAUGGAAGUACAACAAACAAAUAAUUCAAUACGGUGAAACCUAAGGUGAAAAUAGUAUACAGAGUAAAUGAAGUCAUUGCAGAAAGUGAUAAACAUGUAAUGAUGGAUGUACUUCUCUGUGUUCUGUAUUCAUGUGAAUUUUUCCUAUUUUACGUUUGUUUCUAAUGUGUUUGUUUAUCCUAUGUAGUAUUCGGUGGAGUACCUUAAGUGGUCGCAUAGGCAGAUGGACCGUGAGAGAAUUUUCCCUUCUAGUUGGUAAAAGAACGUAUCUUUUGAAAGUUUUUGACUGCCAGUUGGGUUUUUCGCUCUGACACUCCACCAUUAUGCUAAUCUCAUUUAUUUACCUGAUUAUAUUUUUUAUUUUUUACUUAUUUUUUAUUUUAUUUUUUUAUUUUUAUUCUUUUUUCCUCAGAAUGUAGAAGGUUUCGAGUGUCCAAGUGACAUGGGGAGGAGUUGUCGUGGAAGAAAAAAUUAAGUUGUUUGUCACUGAAACUCGAACCUUGAAUAAGUUUGUUUAUACUGUUUAAGCUACUGAAUAUGUGAAAUGAACACGAUGUACUAGAACAGAAUAUUCCACUUCUGUUUGAUAGCAAGUUAACAGUUUAACAACAUCAUUGCUCUUAUCUAUAUGGGUUGAACCUCUAUCUAUAAAAAGCAUUACAAAGAAUGAAAAUUUGUCCUUCAGCCUGCAUACGCUUUGCUGACUGUUUGGAUCCUCUGCAGAGAAUAAACUAUCAUCUUCUUACUAACUUCA
This is a messenger RNA of Trichomycterus rosablanca, 3527 nucleotides long. RefSeq names its product protein NYNRIN-like. The record is from RefSeq and is a predicted model, not a curated record. NCBI's taxonomy places the organism in Eukaryota, Metazoa, Chordata, Actinopteri, Siluriformes, Trichomycteridae. Bases 63 to 2522 code for a protein of 819 amino acids. Gene Ontology annotation, molecular function: RNA-DNA hybrid ribonuclease activity; nucleic acid binding. Gene Ontology annotation, biological process: DNA integration. The transcript has 2 exons.